Messenger RNA from Bacillus rossius redtenbacheri, 2798 nucleotides. RefSeq names its product lutropin-choriogonadotropic hormone receptor-like. The transcript is spliced from 15 exons. Lineage: Eukaryota; Metazoa; Arthropoda; Insecta; Phasmatodea; Bacillidae. Gene Ontology annotation, molecular function: G protein-coupled peptide receptor activity; protein-hormone receptor activity; protein binding. Gene Ontology annotation, biological process: hormone-mediated signaling pathway; adenylate cyclase-activating G protein-coupled receptor signaling pathway; activation of adenylate cyclase activity. Bases 243 to 2798 code for a protein of 851 amino acids. The record is from RefSeq and is a predicted model, not a curated record. Gene Ontology annotation, cellular component: plasma membrane.
UUCACAGACGAGAGAGCCACACCCGAAGUUCCCCGAAGUUCAUUCUCGCUUUUUUUUUUCAGUACCAUAACAGGUGUAUUUAUUUGGGGGAAACCUAUUACAGUAUCUUUGAUGUAGCUAUCCUAUAACCAAAUCAACCGUCCACAAUGUUUUAAAGUAUUUACAAUGUAGCUAACCUAACCUAAUUGAUCAUUAGUUAUCAUGAGUUGUAUAUUUAUUUACAAUGGAAAAAAAAACCGAAGAUGCACCGAUGCAUGAUCGGACGUUCGGGCUCUCUCGGUGGGGUGUGUGGCCGCUCUGACGUGAUGCGGUGUGGUCGCAGGGGCGCGCUGCGGCUGCUGGCGGCGCUGCUGGCCUGCCGCCUGGCGGCCGGCUCCGGAGGCUGCCCCUGCUACAACGGCACGGAGACGGAGCGGCUGUACGGGCUGGAGCUGGAGCCCGAGUGCCGCUGCCAGGGCCGCGAGCUGUCCCAGGUGCCCGGCGAGCUGCCCUCGUACAUGCGCCGCCUAAUCAUUUCUUAUGCCAGCAUUGAAGUACUGAAAAACACAUCGCUGCGCCCAUACGAAACUACACUCAGAGACCUGACAUUAAUCAACGUGAAAAACUUCCGGGAGAUAGAACCCAAGGCGUUCUACAACUUAUCUCAGCUUCUAAGCAUAUACAUAUACCAAGCGCCCAGCCUCACUUCCAUCGCUCCAGCUGUGUUCGACGUAGAACUGCCUCGUUUCAAGACGCUGCGCAUCGUUCACACGGGGCUGAGAAGCGUGCCCGACUUAACGAAACUCCGUACAGACAGCAUAAUGCAUAUGAUAGAUUUGGAGAACAACCAGAUUAAAAAAAUUCCAUCCAAGACAUUCAACGUGAACGUGGAACAACUGCUUCUCAACUACAACAUCAUUGAAGAAAUACAGGCUUAUGCGUUCUUCGGAUCACGGAUAGGCAUGCUGAGCCUGAAAGGUAACCAGGUGCUGAGGGUGAUUCACAUGGAUGCUUUCGUCGGUCUGCACAGCUUGAGAGAACUGGAUCUGUCGAAGACAUCUAUAACUUUCUUUCCCGUCCACGGACUGAACGACCUCGACAUUCUCAGGAUAGAAAAUACGUACUCUCUCAAAGAAUUCCCAUCCGUGUUCCAUUUCAAGUCUAUUCGCGAAGCCUGGCUGACUUAUCCAUACCACUGCUGUGCAUUCCAGUUCCCACUGGCACACGACCCAGACGAGUUCAGACGCCAUCAGGAGUUUGUGGCCUCGAUGGAAAAAGAGUGCUCCACUCUUACCACCGCCACCUCGGAGACCAGGGAGGCCAGGUCAGCGUUCAGCCAAUGGGAGACGGACUUGUGGAACAGUUCCCACGGCAGCGACUGGGGUGGCCUGGGCUCGGGACGCUAUGUCCCAGCUCAGGAGCCCGGGGAGAUGUUCCACCAGCAAGGGGUCACCCUGGGCCCAGGGAAGGUGCACGCGAUGUGCGGCAACCUGUCCAAGAACUACCGCGACGUGGCGUGCCGGCCGGCGCCCGACGCCUUCAACCCGUGCGAGGACCUGAUGGGCAACUGGAGCCUGCGAGUCGCCGUGUGGCUGGUCAGCGUGGCGGCCGUGCUGGGCAACCUGGCGGUGCUCUUGGUGCUGCUGUCGUCGCGCUUCCGCGUCACCGUGCCCAAGUUCCUCAUGUGCAACCUGGCGUUCGCUGACCUCUGCAUCGGCCUGUACCUGGCGCUGCUGGCCGGCGUGGACGCGCGCUCCGUCGGCACCUACUUCAACCACGCCAUCGACUGGCAGAACGGUCCCGGCUGCGAGGUGGCGGGGUUCCUGACCGUGUUCGCCAGCGAGCUGUCCGUCUUCACCCUCAUGGUGAUCACCAGCGAGCGAUGGUACACCAUCACGUACGCCAUCCACCUGAACAAGAGGCUGAAGCUCAGCUCGGCGGGCAAGAUCAUGACCGCCGGCUGGGUCUACUCCCUGACGAUGGCGUCCCUGCCGAUCUUCGGUGUGAGCGGGUACUACAAGACAAGCAUCUGCCUGCCGCUGGACAUCAGCGACUCCACGGACCUGGCCUACAUCGUGGUGCUGCUGUCGUUCAACGGGCUCGCCUUCCUCGUCAUCUGCGCCUGCUACACGCGCAUGUACUGCUCCAUCAAGGGCGGGCAGGACGCCGUUGCGGCGCUCGCGCGCUCCGACAUGACGGUCGCCAAGCGCAUGGCCUUGCUCGUCUUCACCGACUUCGCGUGCUGGGCGCCCAUCGCCUUCUUCGGCCUGACUGCGCUGGCCGGCAGGCCGCUCAUCGACGUGUCGCACACCAAGAUCCUGCUGGUGUUCUUCUACCCGCUCAACUCGUGCGCCAACCCCUACCUGUACGCCCUGCUCACGCAGCAGUACCGCCGCGACCUCUUCGUGCUGCUCAGCAGGUACGGGCUGUGUUCGCGGCGCGCGGCCAGGUACAAGGGCGCCGCCGCCCCCGCCGCCACGGGCUGCGCCGGCAGGAUGGCAGCGGCGUGCGCCGGCGCCGGGGGCGGCGGGGGCUGCGGUCCCCCGGGUCCCCACCAGGGGCACGCGGCGGCGGACAGCCACCGCGGCUCGCUGCUCACCUCCGUCACCUCGGUGGACAGCGGCCAGGCGGCGGCGCGCGCCGGUUCGCUGACGGCGGUGCCGGAGGCGGGGCCCGCCGCCGGCCCCCAGCCGCCGCCGCCUCCCGCCGCCCGCCGCCAGUCCACCGUCGAGCUGUUCAGCCUGGACAACAGCCUCGUCGGCGCGGAGGAGGAGGCGGCUUCACCACCCGCCCCCGCCCGCCUCACCACCUUCCUCUAG